AUGCUUCCUAUCCCCUCCAGUUCGCUCGUGUUAGCCCAAGGGCAACCGCAGAGUAUAGCCUUCGAGUCACCCAAUGUGUUUUCGGGGUCAUUUAUUCCGAGGGAAAAGAUCAACAGACACAUAUAUAAGGAAAACAAGUUGAAAAUGACGAAGCACAUUCACGCUUCACGCAAUUUCGGCGUUGGUGAUCUUUCUAUCAAGGCCCCUGAAUUUCGAUCUGCCGUCGCUGUUCCUGUUCAGAAUUCUUCCUCUCAAGGGCCUUACAGCAAGAAAAGAAAGGCAGAUGAGACUGGACCAUACGCAUCCAAAAAUUCUCUUAUGUCGAUCCCAUCGAAUUCGACUAUCCUGCCGGGAAUGUUGCAACCUGCUCCUUUGCUUACUCAAGAUAUAAUGACCCAAAUUGGAGCAUCUUCGAGUGGUAGCAGACUCCACCAGUUUCCUCAACAAUCAGCUUUUGUUAACCUGCCGCGGGCCAGUGGAACCUGCGACUAUGCCCCUCCAAAUUUUGAGGUUUUACCGACAAACGCGGUUUCUACCGAAUCAUUGAGUACAGCGACUGGUUUAUGCUCAGCAGCAGUUUCUAACACCAAGACCCAAACCACUGCUGUGACAAGCAAUGCCACUUCAAACGUAGCAAAAAGUAGUGCGCGACCCACCGGUGGUGAUGGUGACUACACAAUAGUCGUCGGCGAGGUCUUGCAUUCCAUGUCCGAAGGCUACGAAGUGACGUCCUUUAUGGGCCGAGGAACCUUUGGCCAAGUCGUCAAGUGCCUUUGUCGGUCUUCGAAUCGAUCAGUCGCCAUUAAAAUUUUAAAGAAUCACCCCUCUUACCUUCGUCAGGGUAACGUAGAAAUCCAGAUUCUUCAGACACUCAGUCAGCAGGACACUGAAUCACAUAACAUCGUUCGCGCCAUUGAGUGUUUUCAGCACAAAAACCACAUGUGCAUCGUAUUCGAACUACUCGAACAAAACCUAUACGAGUUCCUCAAGUCAAACAAGUUCCGGCCCCUAGCACUUCGUGAAAUUCGUCCCAUUGCUCAACAGGUCCUGACUGCACUUUCAAAGCUAAAAACUCUUGGACUCAUUCAUGCGGAUCUAAAGCCCGAAAAUAUAAUGCUUGUCUGUCCGGCUGACGGGAUUAUGCGCUAUCGGGUGAAAGUUAUUGAUUUCGGGUCCGCUUGUUACAGUUCCAAGGCUGUACAGAACACCUACCUACAGUCUCGCUACUAUCGAGCUCCAGAAAUCCUCCUGGGACUGCCAUUCAACGAGGCCAUUGAUAUGUGGUCAUUGGGAUGUGUUAUUGCGGAACUCUUUCUCGGUUGGCCUCUCUAUCCCGGCUCCUCCGAAUAUGACCAGCUUCGUUACAUAGUGGAAACCCAGGGUCUACCAUCUCGAGAUAUGUUAAGGAACGCAGGAAAGGGCAGCCGAUUCUUCGUUCGUGACCCCUAUACCCUUGAGUGGCGCUUCAAGACUCAGGAAGAGUAUUCUUUGGAAACCGGUCAACAGGCAAAAGAGGCGCGGAAUCCAAAUAGCCAGGACCCCAUUCUUUCCUACAAUGCGGCUUCCAUGCAUAAAGUAGAUCCUUAA
This is a messenger RNA of Dibothriocephalus latus, 1587 nucleotides long. The record is from the annotation of a GenBank genome assembly. NCBI's taxonomy places the organism in Eukaryota, Metazoa, Platyhelminthes, Cestoda, Diphyllobothriidea, Diphyllobothriidae.